This is a messenger RNA of Balaenoptera ricei (Rice's whale), 1585 nucleotides long. It is a transcript of the gene SACK1E, whose product is annotated as family with sequence similarity 83 member E. The coding region runs from base 19 to 1506 and encodes 495 amino acids. The record is from RefSeq and is a predicted model, not a curated record. NCBI's taxonomy places the organism in Eukaryota, Metazoa, Chordata, Mammalia, Artiodactyla, Balaenopteridae. The transcript is spliced from 5 exons.
UCCCACCUGAACGGCCCGAUGGCAGCCUCCCAGCUGGCAGCCCUGGAAGGAAUGGAGUCAGGGGCCGGGCAGCUGCCCCUGACCGAGGCCACUCCCAGCUUCCUGUAUUCCGAGGGCCAGAGGCUGGCGCUGGAGGCCCUGCUGAGCCAGGGCGCAGAGGCGUUUGAGGCCUGCGUGCAGCGCGAGGGGCUGCGGCCCUUCCUGAGUGGAGAUGAGCUCCGGGGCCUGGUGGCAACGGCUGAGGACUGGACAGCAGCGAAGCAGGAGCCUAGCAGGGCAGCAGAGGGAGCCACCGCCACCGAUGGGGACUUGGGCAGCCUGACCUACUGGCCUGGACACUCAGAGGAGCCGGUGCCCAUGCUGCGGCUGGGCUGGCCGGAGGACUCAGCAUGGAAGGGUAUCACCCGGGCACAGCUGUACACCCAGCCACCCGGCGAGGGCCAACCGUCCCUCAAGGAGCUGGUGCGCCAGGAAAUCCAGGCCGCCCACAAGCUGGUGGCCGUGGUCAUGGACAUCUUCACUGACCCAGACCUGCUUUCGGACCUGGUGGAUGCUGCCACACGCCGCUGGGUGCCCGUCUACCUGCUCCUGGACCGUCAGCAGCUGCCUGCCUUCCUGACGCUGGCCCAGCAACUGGGGGUGAACCCCUGGGCCAUUGAGAACCUGGACAUCCGAGUCGUGCGGGGCUGCAGUUUCCAGAGCCGCUGGCGUCGGCAGGUGAGCGGCAACGUGCGGGAAAAGUUUGUGCUGCUGGACGGCGAGAGGGUCAUCUCAGGAUCCUACAGCUUCACAUGGAGUGACUCACGCCUGCACCGUGGUCUGGUGACCCUGCUGACCGGUGAGAUCGCCGAUGCCUUCAGCCGAGAGUUCCGGACACUCUAUGCGGCCUCCUGGCCGCUCCCGCCCGCGCCCACCCGGGGUCCCUUUGUCAGAGCCCUGGGGGGGCUGCAGCUGGCCUACAGCCCGCAUCGCGUGGCCCGCCGCUGCUCCGUGGCCCCGUCGCCGCCACCACUGCCUGAUGGCUCGCUGGCCCACCGCCUGGCCGCCUGCCGAGUCUUCGAGGGGGACAGACAGAAGACCCUGGCCAAGCCAGGGCCAGCUCUUAGCGACAUCCUGAGGAGUGUACAGCGUGCCCGGACCCCCAGUGGCCCCCUGGCCCAGCCCAGCCGCUCCCUAUGGGACCUGAGCCGCCUGUCCCAGCUGUCAGGCUCUAGUGACGGUGACAACGAGCUCAAGAAGUCCUGGGGCUCCAAGGACACCCCAGCCAAGGCCCUGAUGAGGCAGCGGGGCGCUGGAGGGGCCCCCGGUGGUGAGGCGGACUCCGGUCCACUGGCCCGCUUCCAGCCCCGGGGCGGCCCCUUGCCCCUCAUCCCUGCCCGCCGCCUCCACUAUCUGUCCCCGACCCGAAGGCAGUUUGGUGAAGAUGCUGCCUCCAAACUCCCAGAACCCAGAGGCGUCCGGCAGCCAGACCGGGCCGCCCAGCCAGGACUCAGGGGGUGGCGCUGACAGGAGCCAAAGCCACAUGGGGCUGGCCCCGUCCCAAGACAGUCAGACAACUGUCGCUCAAAGCCCCCUGCCUCACUGU